UGUCAGUCAUGUUUUAAAUGCUCUUUUAAAUCCCCCAAAAUAAUUUACUAAGUCAUUUUGUUUUAAGAGGUGGGACUAGACGGCAUUUGAUAUUGGGUAAACCAUCACAUGCACGUGCCAUCGAUGAAUUUAGAUCCACGAGGUACAGUAUACCCCCUAGCCCCUAGCAGUAUGUCUUGUCUCAGGCCGCAAGUAGAUGGCGUCUGACUACACUACAACACAACCAAUACAGCGAGAUAGCUGAGUCACAGAACUAGGUAGGCUACUGUGGAAAAAGCAACAGUACAGAAACGGGUGUGAACACGGUUAUAGAAGCACCUGGCAAUUAUCGGGAAUCGUCUUGAAGAUGUUGUCCAUAACGUUGAAGACUCUUCAGCAGCAAACGUUUAAAAUCGAAAUAGAUCCAGAACUAACCGUAAAAGCCCUGAAGGAGAAGAUUGAGGUUGAGAAAGGGAAGGUUGGCUAUCCAGCCGCAGGGCAAAAGCUCAUCUAUGCAGGCAAAAUCUUGAAUGAUGACAUACCUUUAAAAGACUACAACAUUGACGAGAAAAACUUUGUGGUUGUCAUGGUUACAAAGCCCAAACCUCCAGCUCCUCCACAGAUUUCUCCUCAGGCAACCCCAGCCCCAGCCUCUAGCCCUGCUCCCGCCCCUGCGCCUCCUGUUGUUUCUGGGCUGUCCCUGUCAGACAUUACCUGUUCUACUUCUCCUGCCCCCAUGGAGAUCUCAACCCUCUCCCCUACACCCACACCCGCCCCUGCCUCAAACCCCACAAAAUCAGUGGAGCCCUCCACACCCCCAUCCCCUGCACCAGCCCCUGCUUCUAUUCCCCCUGAAGCUCUGGGGGCCAAUGCAGCCCCAGCUCCUGCCGCAGCAGCAUGCCCCGUCCCUGUCUCACCCUCAGAGGACAAGCCUCACGGGGAGCACCCCGAACUGCCCCUCGCCACUACGCCAGCCCUCUCCUCCUCUAGCCUUGUUGAUGACUUAAGUCUCUUGGAAGAAGCAGCAUCGAUACUGGUGACAGGACAAGCGUAUGAGAAUCUGGUGUCUGAAAUCAUGUCUAUGGGAUAUGAAAGGGAGCAGGUUAUUGCAGCGCUGCGAGCCAGUUACAACAACCCAGACAGAGCCGUGGAGUACCUGCUAAUGGGGAUUCCGUCCGAGGCUGACCUUCAGCCAGUGGAAGCGCUCCAACACAGAGUUCUGGCCAACCUCAAUCCCACUGCCCCAGUUCCUGCCCCAGCCUCUGCUCCAGCCUCUGCUCCAGCCUCUGCUCCAGCUUCUGAUCCAGCCACAGAUAUAGCCCAGCCCCCACCAGCAGCCACCAGCGCAGUGUCUUCAACCCAGCAGCCCCCCUCGUCUGGUGGGCUGACUGGUGGGCUAACUGGUGGGCUAACUGGUGGGCUUACUGGUGGAGGUACUGGGGGUGGGAACCCUCUGGAGUUCCUGAGGAACCAGCCACAAUUCCAGCAGAUGAGACAGAUCAUCCAGCAGAACCCAACUCUUCUUCCUGCCCUGCUCCAGCAGCUGGGCAGAGAUAACCCCCAAUUGCUGCAGCAAAUUACCCAGCACCAGGAGAGGUUUGUGCAGAUGCUGAAUGAGCCUCAAGGAGGAGAGAUGGUAGAGGAGGGAGCUGAGGCCCAGGGGGCGCCACAGACUAACUACAUCCAGGUCACCCCACAAGAGAAGGAGGCCAUCGAGAGGUUGAAAGCCUUGGGAUUUCCAGAGGGACUUGUCAUUCAAGCAUAUUUUGCAUGUGAGAAGAACGAGAAUCUAGCUGCCAAUUUUCUGCUCCAACAAACAUUUGAUGACGAGUGAACGUGCCUGCCUUGGCAUGAAGGGGAAGAAUGGAGGGCUAGAGAAUGAGUAAUAGUGCUCCAGAAUGUGCUUUUGAAGGAAGGAGUGGAAAAAGUUACCCAAAGUGACUGGUCUUCCCGGAUGCUUUUCAUUGGACAAAGACGUGAUGUGUUGUUACUGUCAGCUAGGCCUUCUCCAUUCUGAGUGUUAGAUCUCCGUGGUCUCUCUCUCUCUCUCUCUCUCUCUUUCUCUCCCUCUCUCUCUCUCUCUCUCUCCCUCUCUCUCUCGCUCUCUCUCUCUCUCUCUCUCUCUCUCUCUCUCUCUCUCUCUCUCUCCCUCUCUCUCUCUCUCUCUCUCUCUCUCUCUCUCUCUCUCUCUCUCUCUCUCUCACUGCUGCUAUUACUGCUCCUUGUGCCGUAUCCAUCUAUAGAGUUACAGUGGGCAGCUUGCCCUCACCAUAUAUUGCUUUUCAACCCCUCGCAAAUAAAACGCCAAGCAUACAUUAGCUGGUUGAUUCAUAUUUGUAAUGUGAGCCUCAUCUCCUGGGAAAAUAUACUUGAGUGUCCUGUGAUAAAAUGACAAAACCAGCAAAAUGGCCACGGAUCUCAAAUGUGUUGUUUGUUUUCUAGGCCGAGGCUGCGAAUCCGACAUUUCUCGACCCUCCGUUCUGACAGCUAAAGGUCCCGAAGCUUCUGCGCAUGUGUGUGAUUCUCUACUCUACUCACAGUCUCUGCUCUUUUAAUACAGAACCCCCCCCCCCUUCACAUUUCUCACUGUCCAUCGUGAAUGAUAAUUCUUUCAUUUUUACCGGUGAAAUGCCCAUGCAGAAUCUGCAUACCAACCUUGUGAUCUCAAUCAGUUUCAUGGGGAUAUGCAUUUAGAUCUUCUUAUACCGUGUUGUUUAGAAUUAUGUACAGUGAUUGACUUUUAGAGCAGACGGUACUUAGUUUCAAUCAAAGCAAAUAUAAUGCCAAGUGGAGCACACUUGUGUUUUGGCCACAUGAGAGAAAAAUCCGACCCUUCACACAAUCAUCUUAAAAUCUCAUACGGAAUUAGGUGUUUUUUGUCUUGUCUUACAGUAACGUUAUACUAUGCUAUUAUAUUUGGCCCUGUUAUGUUGAACACUAUCAUUAUGUGAUGUUGCAGACAUUGAUUCAGCUUUGAUCUAACUGUAGUAAUAAAGCCCCGUUCACCAGAGCAGAGCAGCCUGUUCUCUAUGAGUAGAGCGGAGACUGUACGUAAAGAAGAGAAUUCCGCACAUAUGCAGAAGCUUCUUAUUUCUCUCAGCUGAUCAUUACUGUCCAACCUUUCCAAUAUGUUUGUCUUCGUCAGACAAAGGGAACUGGGAUGUUUUGCCCGUGAAGUGUCCUAUUAAUGUUGGAGAGUUGCUUUGUCACUUUAUUUGACUGUUACAAAGGAAACAUUUCUUUGUAGAAGAGAAGGAUGUUCUGUGAUUGAUGUGUCAUCGUAUUCAAAUAUUAUUACACUGUAAAAUGAGACAUGGUAGAUGGUAGGGAAUAUUUGGAUUUGGUUCCAGAUGUGUAGUUUCAAGGUACCAAAUGAUUUUACAAAAGGAAGUUUUAGCCACAUAGUUGUUGUUUUUUCUUCGAUAUCAUUGCUCAACAGUUGAAGGUUAGUUAAAGCUGAAAGUCAAUUGAGCCAUGUCCUUAAUAUUAUUUUAUAAUCACUUUAAGUAUAUAACAAGAUUCUGCUCUCUCUGGACACUUUUUUUGUGUGUGUGUUUUGAUUGCCCCUGAUCCUUAAUGUAUUAUAUCAAAAGAAAUCAUGCUGCAAGUUUUUUUAACCAUGUAAUUGCUCCUUCAUGCCUCGUGGUUUGUCUCAUUUUGUUGAAGAGUAAUUGUUUGUUUGUGCAAAGUCAUGUACAGCUUUCAAAGGUCUAUCGUUAGUCAAUAUGUAUUUUUGUUUUUGCAUAGAUGAGUGCUAUAGGAUUUAUGUUGCCUAUCAACAGUAAACACCCAUCUCAUAAAAGGUGCUAGAGUGAAGGUAAGUUCUGGACGUCCUAUAAGCCAAAAGAAAACAAGUAAACAUCCCACAAAACUGGCCUUGGCUUUUUAUUUUUCUCUUGUGUGUAGAUGGGAAAGAUUGACCCAGCAGAGUUUCUGACUGUACAUGGAGUUGAUUUCUGCUUUUGCAAAAGGAAGCACUUUAAUGUGAAGACUGUUGCUCUGAGAUAUGUAGGGUUGGUUAAUUGCAUGAGUUUAUAACAGAGGCUCUAGCUGAGCUAUGGCAUGCUGUGGAACCACAGGAGUGAUGAUUUCAGCAUCUAACUUUUAGUUUUUUUGUUUUCUUUUGUUUUCUUUGAAACUACAAUAAAGCAAAAGGGUUUUAGACUUAAAUGCACCACUUGAAGGUUUAUUUAAGGUUAUUAUUUCAGCGUUAUGUCAAAUAAAUAGCUUUUUACAGAG
Molecule: messenger RNA, 4218 nt
Organism: Oncorhynchus mykiss (rainbow trout)
Lineage: Eukaryota; Metazoa; Chordata; Actinopteri; Salmoniformes; Salmonidae
Product: lysine-specific demethylase RAD23A
Biological process (GO): nucleotide-excision repair; proteasome-mediated ubiquitin-dependent protein catabolic process
Cellular component (GO): cytosol; nucleoplasm
Molecular function (GO): proteasome binding; polyubiquitin modification-dependent protein binding; ubiquitin binding
Source: RefSeq, a predicted model, not a curated record